Messenger RNA from Monoraphidium neglectum, 657 nucleotides. RefSeq names its product retinoblastoma binding protein 9. Gene Ontology annotation, molecular function: hydrolase activity. The transcript has 7 exons. Bases 1 to 657 code for a protein of 218 amino acids. NCBI's taxonomy places the organism in Eukaryota, Viridiplantae, Chlorophyta, Chlorophyceae, Sphaeropleales, Selenastraceae. The record is from RefSeq and is a predicted model, not a curated record.
AUGUAUAAUAAAGCUCGCGUUCUGUGGCUCAAGGGCCGGACCGCUGUGGCAUUUUUCUGUGCCGCCCUAAUGCUAACGGCCUUCCCUGCGAGCGCCGUGCGGGUGGUCAUCGUGCCGGGUAUGGGCGCAGUUUCGGUGGAUCACGUGUUCUGGUACUCGAGCCUCAAGCAGCGCCUCAACACCGACUUCCCGGGCAUCAAUGUCGUCCUCAGGAACAUGCCCGACCCCUUCAUGGCACCGGCAUCUACCUGGCUGCCAUUCCUGGAGGACACACUGAGGGUGGGGCCAGACACGAUCGUCGUGGGCCACUCCAGCGGCGCCCUCGCCGCCAUGCGCUAUGCAGAGACCCACCGGGUGGCAGGCCUGAUCCUGGUGGCGGCGUAUUCAAAUGACUUGGGCAACUCACAUGAGGCCAGGAGCGGGUACUUUGACACACCCUGGGACUGGGCCGCCAUCCGGGCCAACGCCGGCUUCAUAAUCCAGCUUGGCAGCAGGGACGACUUAUUGGUCCCCUUUGCCGCCCAGCAGGAGGCCGCCGACGCCCUGGGAUCGACUUUUUACAGGUUUGACGACAAGGGCCACUUCCUAUCCACCUCUCAGCCGGAGCUGGUAGACAUUGUGGAGGCAAAGCUGGGGGAGCUGGCCAAAGGAAACUGA